Messenger RNA from Cebus imitator (Panamanian white-faced capuchin), 24338 nucleotides. It is a transcript of the gene DST, whose product is annotated as dystonin. Gene Ontology annotation, cellular component: cytoskeleton; hemidesmosome; membrane. The record is from RefSeq and is a predicted model, not a curated record. Gene Ontology annotation, molecular function: microtubule binding; calcium ion binding; structural molecule activity. Lineage: Eukaryota; Metazoa; Chordata; Mammalia; Primates; Cebidae. Gene Ontology annotation, biological process: wound healing; hemidesmosome assembly; intermediate filament cytoskeleton organization.
AUGAUCGCCGCGGCUUUCCUCGUCUUGCUGAGACCCUACAGCAUCCAAUGUGCCCUCUUCCUCUUGUUGCUUCUGCUGGGCACCAUCGCCACCAUCGUCUUCUUCUGCUGCUGGCACCGCAAGCUCCAGAAAGGGAGGCAUCCGAUGAAAUCGGUCUUUUCGGGUCGUUCUAGAAGCCGAGAUGCUGUUUUGAGAUCGCACCACUUUCGUUCUGAGGGAUUCAGAGCAAGCCCUCGGCAUAUUAGAAGACGGGUCGCAGCGGCUGCAGCUGCCCGUCUGGAAGAAGUGAAGCCCGUGGUGGAAGUUCACCAUCAGAGCGAGCAAGAAACUUCCGUGAGGAAGCGAAGAAUCAAGAAGAGUAGCCGAGUCCAGCCAGAAUUUUAUCACUCUGUUCAAGGUGCAUCAAUCAGGAGGCCUAGUUCCGGGAACGCGUCCUAUCGCUGCUCCAUGUCUUCCUCUGCGGAUUUUUCCGAUGAGGAUGAUUUCAGCCAGAAAUCUGGUUCCGCAUCCCCAGCUCCGGGAGACACCUUACCCUGGAAUUUACCUAAACAUGAGAGAUCGAAAAGAAAGAUUCAAGGGGGCUCAGUGCUGGACCCUGCCGAGAGGGCAGUGCUUAGGAUUGCAGAUGAACGGGACAAAGUUCAGAAGAAAACAUUUACAAAAUGGAUAAAUCAGCAUCUCAUGAAGGUUCGAAAACAUGUGAAUGAUCUCUAUGAAGACUUAAGAGAUGGACACAAUUUGAUUUCUCUUUUAGAGGUUCUUUCAGGAGAUACCUUGCCAAGGGAGCGAGAUUUUUUGAAGACCUUACGAUUGGUGAGUGCAACAGAAGCAUGCGAAUAUGAACAGCAUGAGGAUGUGGAGGAUGAGGAUAAGGGGCCCAGAGAAAAAGGUCGGAUGCGUUUUCACAGACUACAGAAUGUACAAAUUGCACUUGACUAUUUGAAAAGACGCCAGGUGAAAUUAGUGAAUAUUAGAAAUGAUGACAUAACAGAUGGAAAUCCCAAAUUGACUUUGGGAUUAAUCUGGACAAUUAUUUUGCACUUUCAGAUAUCUGAUAUCCAUGUUACUGGAGAGUCAGAGGAUAUGUCUGCAAAAGAGAGAUUGCUACUCUGGACGCAGCAGGCAACGGAGGGUUAUGCUGGAAUUCGGUGUGAAAAUUUCACUACCUGCUGGAGGGAUGGAAAAUUAUUUAAUGCCAUCAUUCACAAAUACAGGCCGGACCUGAUAGAUAUGAAUACUGUUGCUGUUCAAAGCAACCUUGCAAAUUUAGAGCAUGCUUUUUAUGUAGCAGAAAAAAUUGGUGUUAUAAGACUUCUGGACCCUGAAGACGUUGAUGUCUCCUCACCUGAUGAAAAAUCAGUAAUAACUUAUGUUUCAUCUCUCUAUGAUGCAUUUCCUAAAGUCCCUGAAGGUGGGGAAGGCAUUGGUGCAAAUGAUGUUGAAGUCAAAUGGAUUGAAUACCAGAAUAUGGUGAACUACCUCAUCCAAUGGAUUCGACACCAUGUGACCACAAUGUCUGAGAGAACAUUUCCUAAUAAUCCUAUAGAACUGAAGGCACUUUAUAAUCAGUAUUUACAGUUUAAAGAAACAGAAAUUCCACCAAAGGAGACAGAAAAAUCAAAAAUUAAACGUCUCUAUAAAUUAUUAGAGAUUUGGAUAGAAUUUGGACGCAUCAAGCUUCUUCAAGGUUAUCAUCCAAAUGACAUAGAAAAAGAGUGGGGGAAACUCAUUAUUGCCAUGCUUGAGAGGGAGAAGGCACUUCGUCCAGAAGUAGAAAGGUUGGAAAUGUUGCAACAGAUUGCCAACCGAGUUCAGAGGGACAGUGUCAUCUGUGAAGACAAACUAAUACUUGCUCGAAAUGCUCUUCAGUCUGAUUCUAAGAGAUUAGAAUCAGGAGUGCAGUUUCAGAAUGAAGCAGAAAUUGCUGGGUAUAUACUUGAAUGUGAGAAUCUUUUACGCCAGCAUGUAAUUGAUGUACAGAUUCUUAUUGAUGGAAAAUACUACCAGGCAGAUCAGUUGGUACAGAGGGUUGCAAAACUGCGUGAUGAAAUUAUGGCUCUAAGGAACGAAUGCUCUUCUGUGUACAGCAAAGGACGCAUGCUGACAACAGAACAGACGAAGCUCAUGAUAUCAGGAAUCACUCAAAGUUUAAACUCAGGAUUUGCACAGACCUUGCACCCUAGUCUGAGCUCAGGGCUGACCCAGAGUUUAACACCUUCUCUAACCUCUUCUAGCAUAACUUCUGGCCUGUCGUCAGGGAUGACUUCCCGCCUGACUCCAUCUGUCACUCCAGCUUAUACACCUGGUUUCCCAUCAGGAUUAGUUCCAAAUUUCAGUUCAGGAGUGGAGCCAAAUUCAUUGCAAACUCUGAAGUUGAUGCAGAUCCGAAAACCCCUCCUAAAAUCUUCUUUGCUGGAUCAAAAUUUAACAGAAGAAGAAAUCAACAUGAAAUUUGUUCAGGAUCUUUUGAAUUGGGUCGAUGAGAUGCAGGUACAACUGGACCGCACUGAAUGGGGCUCAGAUUUGCCAAGUGUUGAAAGCCAUUUAGAAAAUCAUAAAAAUGUUCACAGAGCUAUUGAAGAAUUUGAAUCUAGCCUCAAAGAAGCUAAAAUCAGUGAGAUUCAAAUGACAGCACCUCUUAAACUAACUUAUGCAGAAAAGUUGCACAGAUUAGAGAGUCAGUACGCAAAACUCUUGAAUACAUCCAGGAAUCAAGAACGGCACCUUGAUACACUCCAUAACUUUGUAAGUCGUGCAACUAAUGAACUUAUUUGGUUGAAUGAAAAAGAAGAGGAGGAAGUUGCUUAUGACUGGAGUGAGAGAAACACCAACAUAGCUCGCAAAAAAGAUUAUCAUGCUGAAUUAAUGAGAGAACUUGAUCAGAAGGAAGAAAAUAUUAAAUCAGUUCAGGAGAUAGCAGAGCAGCUACUUUUAGAAAAUCAUCCAGCCCGGUUAACUAUUGAGGCCUACAGAGCAGCAAUGCAGACGCAGUGGAGCUGGAUCUUACAGCUCUGCCAGUGUGUGGAGCAGCACAUAAAGGAGAACACAGCAUAUUUCGAGUUUUUCAAUGAUGCCAAAGACGCUACUGAUUACUUAAGGAAUCUAAAAGAUGCCAUUCAGCGGAAAUACAGCUGUGAUAGAUCAAGCAGCAUUCACAAGCUGGAAGACCUUGUUCAGGAAUCAAUGGAAGAGAAAGAAGAACUUCUGCAGUACAAAAGCACUGUAGCAAGCCUGAUGGGAAAAGCAAAAACAGUAAUUCAACUGAAGCCAAGGAAUUCUGACUGUCCGCUCAAAACUUCUAUUCCGAUCAAAGCUAUCUGUGACUAUAGACAAAUUGAGAUAACCAUUUACAAAGACGAUGAAUGUGUUUUGGCGAAUAACUCUCAUCGUGCUAAAUGGAAGGUCAUUAGUCCCACUGGGAAUGAGGCUAUGGUUCCAUCUGUGUGCUUCACCGUUCCUCCACCAAACAAAGAAGCGGUGGACUUUGCCAACAGAAUUGAGCAGCAGUAUCAGAAUGUCCUGACUCUUUGGCAUGAGUCUCACGUAAACAUGAAGAGUGUAGUAUCCUGGCAUUAUCUCAUCAAUGAAAUUGAUAGAAUUCGAGCUAGCAAUGUGGCUUCAAUAAAGACAAUGCUACCUGGUGAACAUCAGCAAGUUCUGAGUAAUCUACAGUCUCGUUUUGAAGAUUUUCUGGAAGAUAGCCAGGAAUCCCAAAUCUUUUCAGGCUCAGAUAUAACACAACUGGAAAAGGAGGUUAAUGUAUGUAAGCAGUAUUAUCAAGAACUUCUUAAAUCUGCAGAAAGAGAGGAGCAAGAGGAAUCAGUUUAUAAUCUCUACAUCUCUGAAGUUCGAAACAUCAGACUUCGGUUAGAGAACUGUGAAGAUCGGCUGAUUAGACAGAUUAGAACUCCCCUGGAAAGAGAUGAUUUGCAUGAAAGUGUAUUCAGAAUCACAGAACAGGAGAAACUAAAGAAAGAGCUGGAACGACUUAAAGAUGAUUUGGGAACAAUCACAAAUAAGUGUGAGGAGUUUUUCAGUCAAGCAGCAGCCUCUUCAUCAGUUCCCACCCUACGAUCGGAGCUUAAUGUGGUCCUUCAGAACAUGAACCAAGUCUAUUCUAUGUCUUCAACUUACAUAGAUAAGUUGAAAACUGUUAACUUGGUGUUAAAAAACACUCAAGCUGCAGAAGCCCUUGUAAAACUCUAUGAAACUAAACUGUGUGAAGAAGAAGCAGUUAUAGCUGACAAGAAUAAUAUUCAGAAUCUAAUAAGUACUUUAAAGCAAUGGAGAUCUGAAGUAGAUGAAAAGAGACAGGUAUUCCAUGCAUUAGAGGAUGAGUUGCAGAAAGCUAAAGCCAUCAGUGAUGAAAUGUUCAAAACAUAUAAAGAACGGGACCUUGAUUUUGACUGGCACAAAGAAAAAGCAGAUCAAUUAGUUGAAAGGUGGCAAAAUGUUCAUGUGCAGAUUGACAACAGGUUACGGGACUUAGAGGGCAUUGGCAAAUCGCUGAAGUACUACAGAGAUACUUACCAUCCUUUAGAUGACUGGAUCCAGCAGGUUGAAACUACUCAGAGAAAGAUUCAGGAAAAUCAGCCAGAAAAUAGUAAAACCCUGGCCACACAGUUGAAUCAACAGAAGAUGCUGGUGUCUGAAAUAGAAAUGAAACAGAGCAAAAUGGACGAGUGUCAAAAAUAUGCAGAACAGUACUCAGCCACAGUGAAGGACUAUGAAUUACAAACAAUGACCUACCGGGCUAUGGUAGAUUCACAACAAAAAUCUCCAGUGAAACGCCGAAGAAUGCAGAGUUCAGCAGAUCUCAUUAUUCAAGAGUUCAUGGACCUAAGGACUCGGUAUACUGCCCUGGUCACUCUCAUGACACAAUAUAUUAAAUUUGCUGGUGAUUCAUUGAAGAGGCUGGAAGAGGAAGAGAAGUCACUGGAAGAAGAAAAGAAAGAGCAUGUUGAAAAAGCCAAAGAAUUGCAAAAAUGGGUAUCAAAUAUCAGCAAGACCUUGAAAGAUGGAGAGAAGGCUGGAAAACCUCCCUUUUCUAAGCAAAAGAUUUCCAGUGAAGAAAUAUCAACCAAGAAGGAACAGUUGUCUGAAGCACUUCAAACUAUGCAGCUUUUUUUGGCAAAACAUGGAGACAAAAUGACAGAUGAAGAAAGAAACGAAUUGGAAAAACAGGUGAAAACUCUUCAAGAAAGUUAUAAUUUAUUAUUCAGUGAAUCUCUGAAACAGCUACAAGAAUCACAAACCUCAGGAGAUGUAAAGGUAGAGGAGAAGCUGGAUAAAGUGAUUGCAGGCACCAUUGAUCAGACAACUGGAGAAGUCCUUUCAGUCUUUCAAGCAGUUUUAAGAGGCCUCAUUGACUAUGACACAGGAAUUAGGUUGCUCGAGACACAGCUAAUGAUUUCUGGUCUAAUUUCACCAGAAUUGAGAAAAUGCUUCAACCUUAAAGAUGCCAAAAGUCAUGGUCUUAUUGAUGAACAAAUUCUGUGCCAACUCAAAGAACUAAAUAAAGCUAAAGAGAUUAUUUCUGUUGCAUCACCUACCACAAUUCCAGUACUGGAUGCUCUGGCUCAAAGCAUGAUAUCAGAAUCCAUGGCCAUCAAAGUUCUUGAGAUACUGCUUUCUAAAGGCUCUCUGGUUAUUCCAGCCACAGGAGAACAGCUGACCCUACAGAAGGCUUUCCAACAGAACUUGGUUUCCUCAGCAUUAUUUUCUAAAGUCUUGGAAAGGCAAAAUAUGUGCAAAGAUCUUAUUGACCCCUGUACCUCUGAGAAGGUUUCUUUAAUAGAUAUGGUACAAAGAAGUAUUUUACAGGAAAACACGGGGAUGUGGCUUCUACCUGUGAGACAACAAGAAGGAGGUAGAAUAACAUUAAAAUGUGGAAGAAACAUAAGCAUUUUAAGAGCAGCUCAUGAAGGUCUCAUAGACCGUGAAACCAUGUUUAGGUUGUUAAGUGCACAGCUUCUUUCUGGAGGUCUGAUCAAUUCCGACUCUGGCCAAAGAAUGACUGUUGAAGAAGCCGUCAGAGAAGGAGUGAUUGACAGGGACACUGCCAGCAGUAUCCUCACAUAUCAGGUUCAGACUGGUGGAAUCAUCCAGUCAAACCCUGCCAAGCGUUUAACUGUGGAUGAAGCAGUCCAGUGUGAUUUAAUAACUUCCAGCAGUGCUCUUCUGGUACUGGAAGCUCAGAGAGGCUAUGUUGGACUCAUUUGGCCCCAUUCUGGUGAAAUAUUUCCCACAUCAUCUUCCUUGCAGCAAGAGUUGAUUACAAGUGAAUUGGCUUACAAAAUCCUGAAUGGCAGGCAGAAAAUAGCUGCUCUUUAUAUUCCAGAAAGUUCUCAAGUCAUUGGUUUGGAUGCUGCUAAACAGCUAGGGAUUAUAGACAAUAACACAGCAUCAAUUUUAAAAAAUAUAAUAUUACCUGAUAAAAUGCCAGAUUUAGGAGAUUUAGAAGUUUGUAAAAAUGCCAGAAGAUGGCUCUCUUUUUGUAAAUUCCAACCCUCCACAGUUCAUGAUUAUAGACAAGAAGAGGAUGUUUUUGUUGGAGAAGAACCUGUUGCUACUCAGAGCUCAGAAGAAACUAAAAAAUUAUUUCUAUCUUAUUUAAUGAUAAAUAGCUAUAUGGAUGCAAACACAGGGCAAAGGCUUUUGCUGUACGAUGGAGACUUAGAUGAGGCUGUUGGCAUGCUACUGGAAGGCUGUCAUGCAGAAUUUGACGGAGACACAGCCACAAAAGAAUGUCUUGAUGUCUUAAGCUCCUCUGGUGUAUUUCUUACUGAUGCUUCAGGCAAAGAAAAGGAUGUACGUAUACCUACACCAAGUAGUUUCAAUAAAUGUCAUUGCGGAGAACCUGAACAUGAAGAGACUCUUGAAAAUAGGAAGUGUGCUACAGAUGAAGAAUGUCAUGAAAUGGGAAACAAUGUUAUUAAUAGUGCAUUUUCUCAGUCAGAAACACUGGCAAAUACAAUGUCAGUUGAUCCUAAAGUUAACAGUUCAUCCAGUGAAUGUGUUUUUAAUCCCAUAUCAUAUUUAACGCAGACUGAACUUGCAGACAUUAGCAUGCUUAGAAGUGACUCUGAAAACAUACUUACAAACUGUAAAAAUCAAGGUCGAAUGGAAACAAAUGAUCGUGCAAAUGAAUGUAGCCAUUCUAAAGACAUUCAAAACUUUCCAAGUGAUUUUAUAGAGAAUCCUAUUGUAAAAUCAAAAAGGAGUAAAUUUUGUGGUAUGAAUGAAACAGAGAAUGAAGCUAAUACAAACAGAAAUUCACCUAUCUUUGACUAUUCCCCCAGGCUAAGUGCCUUGUUAAGUCAUGAUAAAUUGAGGCACAGUCAGGGAAGUUUUAAUGAUACACACAUGCCAGAGAGCAAUGGAAAUAAAUGUGAAGCCCCUACAUUAUCAUUCAGUGACAAAACCAUGUUAUCAGGUCAAAUAACAGGAGAAAAAUUUCAAGACCAGUUUUUGGGAAUUGCAGCUAUUAACAUCAGUUUACCAGGAGAGCAGUCUGGACAGAAAUCUUUAAAUAUUAUUUCUAGUAAACCUCAAGUACAGUAUCACAAUGAUAAAUACAUUUCAAAUACUUCUGGUGAGGAUGAGAAGACACAUCCUCUAUUUCAGCAGACACCUGAAGACAAGGAAAAGGAGUCUGAAAUAGAAGAGUACUCUUGUGCUCAAGGGGGCAAUACUGAUAAUGCCAGUGCAUCUCUUAUGUGUGCUACACCAUUGCUUGAUGAAACCAUCAGUGCCAGUGACUAUGAAACAUCACUGCUGAAUGAUCAGCAGAGUGACACAGGAACAGACACUGAGAGUGAUGAUGAUUUUUACGAUACUCCCUUAUUCGAAAAUGAUGACCAUGAUUCUCUGCUUCUUGAUGGUGACGAUCGUGAUGGUCUGCACCCUGAGGACUAUGACACACUGCAAGAGGAAAAUGAUGAGACAGCUCCUCCUGCUGAUGUUUUUUAUGAUGUCUCAAAAGAGAAUGAAAAUUUUCUGGUUCCCCAUGGGGCACUAGGUGGUAGCUUAAGUGUGAAAGGCAAAGCACAGUGUCUUCAGGAUUUUCUCAGAGAUGUUGAGAAAGAUGAAUUAGAUUCUGGUGAAAAAAUACAUUUAAAUACAGUUGGCUCAGAUAAGGUGAAUGGAUUGUCACUGGGAACUGUGUCAGAAAGGGAAUGUGCAAAUAUCUUUGAAGGUAAUGAAUCUGACUCAUUCACUGCUUAUGAUAUUGUAGGAGGAGAAGAGAGCUUCAGUGCAUCAUUAAAAUAUGAGGACAGUGGCAGUUGGAGAGGAAGAAGGGAAGAGAAUGUGACUGGACAGGAAUUUCAGUCUGAUACUGAUCAUUUAGAUUCUAUGCAAAGUGAAGAAAGUUAUGGGGAUUAUAUAUGUUACAGUAAUGAUCAGGAUGAUGAUGAUGAUGAUGGCAUUGGAGAUGAGAAUGGAAAGCCCAGGUACCAAGAUGUGGCUGAAGAUAUGGAUAUCCAGUUGUGUGCCUCUAUUGUAAAUGAAAACAGUGAUGAAAAUUUUUCACCUAGUGAAAUUAGCUUAGUUACGGAAAGAAGCAACCUUCCAGAAUAUACAACUGAGAUUGUUGGAAAAAGCAAAGAAAAUCUGUUGAAUCAUGAGAUGGCACUUAAGGAUGUAUUGCUGUCUAUCAUUAAAGACACUGAAUCUGAAAAAACUUUUGGCUCUGCAAGUAUUUCACAUAAUAAUAAUAUCAGUUCAACUUCUGAGUUAGUUAAUCUACCAAACACAAAGGUUGAGUUGAUUCAAGGGUCAGAAUUGCCAGGAUUGACUGACUCUGUGAAAGGUGAAGAUCAGUGUUUUAAGAAUAUGGCACCAAAAGUUGACUCAUCUCUUGAUCACAUCAUUUGUACUGAGCCUGAUUUAAUAGGAAAGCCUGCUGAGGAAAGCCAUUUGUCAUUGAUAGGCUCUGUAACUGACAAAGAUCCUCAAGGAAAUGGAAGGGAUCUCAUUAAAGGGAGAGAUGGCAAAAGUGAUAUACUAAUGGAAGAUGAAACAUCAAUUCAGAAAAUGUAUGUGGGUGAAGGAGAAAUGCUUGUAGAAGGUCUAGUUGAAGAAGAAAAUAGGGAUCUCAAACUUUUGCCUGGUAAAAAUACAAGGGAUAGUUUCAGAUUAAUGAAUAGUCAGUUUCCAUUUCCUCAAAUCACAAACAAUGAAGAACUUAAUCAGAAAGGAAGCCUUAAAAAAGCAACUGUAACUCUUAAAGAUGAACCAAGUAGUCUACAAAUGAUAGUUAGUAAAAGUCCUGUUCAAUCUGAGACUCUUGAAGAAAUUUUUGACACAUCAGUUUCCAAAGAGAUUAGUGGUGGCAUUACUUCAAACAUUGCAUUGUGGGAAGGGAAUACACAUAUUGAGAAAGAUUCAUUCACUGAUGGACCUGAGAAAGAGCUUGAUUUGUUUACUUAUUUAAAACAUUGUGCUAAAAAUGUAAAAGCAAAAGAUGUAGCCAAAGCAAAUGAAGAUGUCCCAAGCCAUGUUCUAAUAACUGCCCCUCCCAUGAAAGAACAUUUACAAUUAGGAGUUAAUAAUACAAAAGAGAAGUCCACUAGUACCCAAGAAGACUCACCUUUUAAUGAAAUGAUCCAAAGUAAUGAUCUCUGUAGUAAAGACGGCAGCUCAGGAGGAGGAACAGAAAUUUUUCAGUUCACACCAGAAAGUAUUGAAGCCACACUUUCAAUGUUACCUCUUAAACAUUUAGAAGAUGUUAGGAAAAAUGAUUUUCUCCAGUUGGAGUGGUGUACAAGUGGAUUAGGAAAUGAUAACUCCAGUAACACUUUAAAUACUGACUAUUCAUUGUUAGAAAUUAAUAAUAAGAAAGAAAGAAUUGAGCAACAGCUACCAGAAGAGCAAGCCGUGUCUCCAAGACCCCAAGAAAAGGAGAUUCAAAUUCCUGAAUUGUCUCAGGUAUUUGUUGAGGAUGUAAAGGAUAUUUUAGACAGCAGAUUGAAAGAAGGUCAUAUGAACCCACAAGAAGUUGAAGAACCUUCAGCCUAUGCAGACACUGAAAUUUUAAUUCAAAAUUUAAUUAAAAGGGUUACCACAUCACAGUUGGUAAAUGAAGCAUCUACUGUGCCCAGAGACUCUCAAAUGAGUGACUCUUCUGGAUUUUUCCCCAUGAGUAACUCAUCAGAACUAAAGGCAGAAAGUAGAGAUGAUCCUUUCUGUAUUGAAAAUCUUAAAUCUGAGCUUCUCCUUAAUAUACUGAAGCAAGAUCAACAUAGCCAAAAAAUUACAGGAGUAUUUGAAUUGAUGAGAGAAUUAACUCAUAUGAAGUAUGACCUAGAGAAAAGAGGCAUUACAUCUAAAGUACUUCCACAGCAACUUGAGAAUAUUUUCUACAAGCUACUUGCUGAUGGAUAUUCAGAAAAAAUAGAACAUGUUGGAGACUUGAAUCAAAAAGCAUCUUCUACAUCUGAGAUGAUGGAAGAAAAGUCAUACAUUCUUGGUGAUAUUAAAAGCAAAGAAGGAAACCACUGUUUCCCUAAUUUACAAACUGUAAAACAAAUUGGACUAGAAGGCUCUACUGUGUGUGCAUCAGCAUUGCCAACAGAUGAGAAGCUCAAGGAUUCAUGUAAUGAUUUCCCAAACCAUUUGGAAUGUAUUUCAGGGUCAAAAGAAAUGGCUUCUGGAGAUAGCUCAACUGAACAAUUUUCCAAUGAAUUACAGCAGUGUUUACAGCACACUGAAAAAAUGCAUGAGUAUUUGACAUUGCUUCAAGAUAUGCAACCCCCCUUAGACACCCAGGAAUCUCUGGAUAACAAUCUGGAAGCUCUGAAGAAUCAACUUAGACAGUUGGAGGCAUUUGAAUUUGGAUUGGCUCCAAUUGCUGUUAUUUUAAGAAAAGAUAUGAAGUCGGCAGAAGAAUUUUUAAAGUCUCUUCCCAGUGACUUUCCCAGAGGACAUCUUGAAGAAUUGAGUAUAAACCACAAGAGUUUGCAGACCGCCUUCUCUUCCCUCAGCAAUGUGUCUUCUGAAAGAAUGAAACAAAUCAUGCUUGCGAUUGACUCUGAAAUGUCUAAACUGGUAGUUUCCCAUGAAGAAUUUUUGCAUAAACUUAAGUCAUUCUCAGAUUGGAUAUCAGAGAAAAGCAAAUCUGUGAGGCAUAUUGAGAUUGUGAAUGUUCAAGAUUCUGAACGUGUAAAGAAACAUUUGGAGUUUCUCAAGAAUGUAUUGAAAGACCUUGGACAUACCAAAAUGCAGCUGGAGACUACUGCCUUUGAUGUGCAGUUCUUCAUUUCUGAAUAUGCACAGGAUCUGCCUCCCAACCAAAGCAAACAACUGCUGAGGCUCUUAAAUAGAACUCAGAAGGGUUUUCUUGAUGUACAGGAAUCAGUAACUACCCAGUUGGAACGUUUAGAGACUCAGUUACAUCUAGAGCAAGAUCUUGAUGAUCAGAAGAUUGUGGCAGAGCGUCAGCAGGAGUAUAAAGAGAAGCUUCAAGGGAUAUGUGAUCUUCUUACCCAAACUGAAAACCGCCUGAUUGGUCACCAAGAAGCCUUCAUGAUUGGUGAUGGCACAGUUGAGUUAAAGAAAUACCAGUCUAAGCAAGAGGAAUUACAGAAAGAUAUGGAAGGAAGUGCACAGGCAUUGGCAGAAGUAGUGAAAAACACAGAGAACUUCUUAAAAGAGAAUGGUGAAAAGCUGUCACGGGAAGAUAAGGCUUUGAUUGAACAGAAACUGAAUGAAGCUAAGAUAAAGUGUGAACAGCUUAAUUUAAAAGCAGAACAGUCCAAAAAGGAGCUGGAUAAAGUUGUGACAACAGCAAUCAAGGAAGAAACUGAAAAGGUUGCAGCAGUGAAGCAGCUGGAAGAGAGCAAAACCAAAAUAGAAAACCUUUUGGACUGGUUGUCAAAUGUUGACAAAGACUCAGAAAGGGCAGGGACAAAACGCAAACAGAUAAUUGAACAGAAUGGGACCCAUUUUCGAGAAGGUGAUGGCAAGUCAGCAAUUGGAGAAGAGGAUGAAGUUAAUGGUAACCUGUUGGAGACUGAUGUUGAUGGGCAAGUUGGAACUACCCAGGAGAAUCUGAAUCAGCAAUAUCAGAAAGUUAAGGCCCAACACGAGGAGAUCAUCUCUCAGCACCAAGCAGUCAUCAUAGCCACUCAGUCUGCACAAGUGCUGCUUGAGAAACAGGGUCAGUAUCUCUCUCCUGAAGAAAAAGAGAAACUGCAAAAGAACAUGAAGGAACUGAAAGCGCACUAUGAAACUGCACUGGCUGAGUCAGAGAAGAAAAUGAAGUUAACUCACUCUCUGCAGGAAGAAUUAGAGAAGUUUGAUGCUGACUAUCAUGAGUUUGAGCACUGGCUACAGCAGUCAGAACAAGAACUUGAAAACCUGGAGGCAGGUGCAGAUGACUUCAGUGGUUUAAUGACCAAACUGAAGAGGCAGAAGAGUUUCUCAGAAGACGUCAUUUCUCACAAAGGUGACUUGAGAUACAUCACAAUUUCUGGAAACAGAGUGUUAGAAGCUGCCAAAUCUUGCAGCAAGAGAGAUGGUGGCAAGGUUGACAAGGAUAAUAUUGACACUUCUGCAACCCACAGAGAAGUGCAGCGCAAGUUGGAUCAUGCUACUGAUCGGUUCAGGUCUCUCUACUCUAAGUGCAGUGUUCUUGGAAAUAACCUUAAAGAUCUGGUGGAUAAAUACCAACACUAUGAAGAUGCUUCAUGUGGACUUCUUUCUGGACUCCAGGCCUGUGAGGCCACGGCUGGCAAACACUUGUCUGAACCUAUUGCAGUGGACCCCAAAAAUCUACAAAGACAAUUAGAAGAGACCAAGGCUCUGCAAGGACAGAUAUCAAGUCAGCAGGUUGCUGUAGAGAAACUGAAAAGAACGGCUGAAGUACUUUUAGAUGCCAGGGGAUCUUUACUUCCAGCCAAGAAUGAUAUCCAGAGAACACUUGAUGACAUUGUUGGAAGAUACGAGGAUCUGUCCAAGUCUGUUAAUGACCGAAAUGAAAAACUCCAGAUAACCUUGACCCGUUCACUGAGUGUGCAGGAUGGCUUGGAUGAAAUGCUGGACUGGAUGGGAAGUGUGGAAAGUUCUCUAAAAGAACAAGGUCAAGUGCCCUUAAACUCUGCUGCUCUUCAGGAUAUCAUCAGUAAAAACAUUAUGUUGGAACAGGAUAUCGCAGGUCGUCAGAGCAGUAUAAAUGCCAUGAAUGAAAAAGUGAAGAAAUUUAUGGAAACAACAGAUCCAUCCACCGCAUCCUCACUGCAAGCCAAAAUGAAGGACUUGUCCUCUCGGUUUUCAGAAGCAAGUCAUAAACACAAAGAAAAACUUGCCAAAAUGGAGGAGCUAAAAACCAAAGUGGAACUGUUUGAGAACCUCUCAGAAAAGCUCCAAACAUUUUUAGAAACAAAAACUCAGGCUCUUACUGAAGUAGAUGUGCCAGGAAAAGAUGUUACUGAAUUGUCGCAGUAUAUGCAGGAAUCAACUUCUGAAUUUUUAGAACACAAGAAAGAUCUUGAAGUUUUGCACAGUCUCUUGAAGGAGAUAUCCAGCCAUGGCUUACCAGGUGAUAAGGCUCUGGUUUUUGAAAAAACAAAUAAUUUGUCAAAGAAAUUCAAGGAAAUGGAGGAUACCAUCAAAGAAAAAAAAGAAGCUGUAACUUCUUGUCAAGAGCAGUUGGAUGCUUUCCAAGUUCUUGUUAAAUCAUUGAAGUCGUGGAUGAAAGAAACAACAAAAAGAGUUCCCAUUGUGCAGCCUUCAUUUGGUGCAGAGGAUUUAGGAAAAUCUUUGGAAGACACUAAGAAAUUACAAGAAGAGUGGAGUUUAAAAACACCAGAGAUUCAGAAAGUAAACAACAGUGGCAUCUCACUAUGUAACCUUGUAAGUGCUGUGACCACCCCUGCGAAGGCAAUAGCAGCAGUUAAAUCAGGUGGAGCAAUAUUAAAUGGUGAAGGAACAGCCACAAAUACUGAGGAAUUUUGGGCAAAUAAAGGUUUAACAUCCAUUAAAAAAGACAUGACUGACGUAAGUCAUGGUUAUGAAGAUCUUGGCCUCUUACUCAAGGACAAAAUAGCGGAACUGAACACUAAGCUCUCCAAAUUGCAAAAGGCUCAGGAAGAAUCAAGUGCAAUGAUGCAGUGGUUACAGAAAAUGAACAAAACUGCCACAAAAUGGCAUCAGACUCCUGCACCUACAGAUACUGAAGCUGUGAAGACUCAAGUUGAGCAGAAUAAGUUGUUUGAGGCAGAACUGAAGCAGAAUGUAAACAAAGUACAGGAGUUGAAAGACAAAUUGACAGAGCUGUUGGAGGAGAAUCCAGAUACUCCUGAGGCCCCCAGGUGGAAACAGAUGUUGACAGAAAUAGAUUCUAAGUGGCAAGAACUCAAUCAACUAACAAUUGAUAGACAACAAAAACUGGAAGAAUCCUCCAAUAAUCUAACCCAAUUCCAGACUGUAGAGGCUCAAUUGAAACAGUGGCUUGUUGAAAAAGAACUUAUGGUCAGUGUUCUUGGGCCCUUGUCAAUUGACCCAAAUAUGCUAAACACACAAAGGCAGCAGGUACAGAUUCUGCUGCAAGAAUUUGCCACUCGGAAACCUCAAUAUGAACAGCUCACAGCAGCUGGUCAGGGCAUUCUGAGCAGACCUGGAGAAGACCCUUCUUUACAUGGGAUUGUGAAAGAGCAACUGGCAGCUGUGACCCAAAAAUGGGAUAGCCUAACAGGGCAAUUGAGUGACAGAUGUGACUGGAUUGACCAAGCCAUUGUUAAAAGCACACAGUAUCAAAGCCUGCUGAGAAGCCUUUCCGAUAAACUGAAUGACUUGGAUAAUAAACUCAGCAGCAGUCUGGCUGUGAGCACGCACCCUGAUGCUAUGAACCAACAGUUGGAAUCAGCCCAAAAAAUGAAGCAGGAAAUACAGCAGGAAAGGAAGCAGAUAAAAGUGGCCCAGACACUCUGUGAGGAUUUGUCAGCACUGGUUAAAGAAGAAUACUUGAAAGCAGAACUUAGUAGGCAACUAGAAAGCAUCUUAAAAUCAUUUAAAGAUAUUGAACAGAAAGCAGAGAAUCAUGUCCAGCACCUUCAGUCAGCCUGUGCAAGCUCUCAUCAAUUUCAGCAAAUGUCUAGAGAUUUUCAAGCUUGGCUAAAUACAAAGAAAGAAGAGCAAAACAAGUCUCAUCCAAUAUCCGCCAAAGUAGAUGUCUUGGAAUCAUUAAUUAAAGAUCAUAAAGACUUAAGUAAAACUUUGACUGCCCAGUCUCAUAUUUAUGAAAAAACCAUUGCAGAAGGUGAAAAUCUGUUAUUAAAAACACAAGGGUCUGAGAAGGCAGCCUUACAGUCUCAGCUUAAUACGAUUAAAACCAAUUGGGAUACAUUUAAUAAGCAGGUGAAAGAAAGAGAAAACAAGUUAAAAGAUUCAUUGGAAAAAGCCCUUAAGUAUAAAGAGCAAGUAGAGACUCUCCGGCCAUGGAUAGACAAAUGCCAAAACAACCUGGAGGAAAUAAAAUUUUGCUUGGAUCCUGCUGAAGGAGAGAAUUCUAUUGCCAAGUUAAAGUCUCUGCAGAAGGAAAUGGACCAACACUUUGGUAUGGUAGAAUUACUGAACAACACAGCCAAUAGCUUGCUCAGUGUCUGUGAGGUAGAUAAAGAAGUUGUUACAGACGAGAAUAAGUCACUGAUCCAGAAGGUAGACAUGGUCACUGAACAACUUCACAGUAAGAAAUUGUCCCUGGAGAACAUGGCUCAGAAGUUUAAAGAAUUUCAAGAAGUUUCCAAAGAAUCUAAAAGGCAGCUUCAAUGUGCAAAGGAGCAGCUAGAUGUCCAUGAUUCCCUGGGACCCCAGGCUUUCAGUAACAAAUACCUGACCAUGUUGCAAACUCAGCAGAAAUCACUUCAGGCCUUGAAGCAUCAGGUAGAUUUGGCUAAAAGACUUGCACAGGACCUUGUGGUAGAGGCGUCAGACUCAAAGGGAACCUCUGAUAUUUUAUUGCAAGUGGAAACCAUAGCUCAAGAGCACAGUGAACUAAGUCAGCAGGUUGAUGAAAAGUGUUCAUUCUUAGAAACCAAACUUCAGGGCAUUGGGCAUUUCCAGAAUACCAUUCGAGAAAUGUUUUCUCAGUUUGCAGAGUUUGAUGAUGAACUGGACAGCAUGGCCCCAGUGGGAAGAGAUGCAGAAACAUUGCAAAAGCAAAAGGAAACUAUAAAAGCAUUUCUAAAGAAACUAGAAGCCCUCAUAGCAAGCAACGACAAUGCCAAUAAAACCUGCAAGAUGAUGUUGGCCACAGAAGAAACCUCUCCUGACCUUGUUGGAAUCAAAAGGGACUUGGAGGCAUUAAGCAAACAAUGCAACAAGUUACUGGACCGAGCCCAAGCCAGAGAAGAGCAGGUUGAAGGGACAAUUACGCGUCUUGAAGAAUUUUACAGCAAAUUGAAAGAAUUUUCUGCUCUGCUCCAGAAAGCCGAAGAACAUGAAGAGUCGCAGGGUCCGGUUGGUAUGGAAACAGAGACAAUUAAUCAGCAGCUUGACGUGUUCAAGGCAUUCCAGAAAGAAGAGAUUGAACCCUUGCAAGGUAAACAGCAAGAUGUAAAUUGGUUAGGUCAAGGUCUUAUUCAGAGUGCUGCUAAAAGCACUAGCACUCAGCGCUUAGAGCAUGACCUGGAUGAUGUCAAUGCACGGUGGAAGACUCUCAAUAAGAAGGUGGCUCAGCGAGCAGCCCAGCUGCAGGAGGCCUUGCUGCACUGUGGGAGGUUCCAGGAUGCCCUGGAGUCCCUGCUCAGCUGGAUGGCGGACACUGAGGAGCUUGUGGCCAAUCAGAAGCCCCCAUCGGCCGAGUUCAAAGUGGUAAAGGCCCAGAUACAAGAACAAAAGCUUCUCCAAAGAUUGUUGGAUGACCGCAAAUCUACGGUAGAGGUAAUCAAACGAGAAGGAGAAAAAAUUGCCACAACAGCAGAGCCUGCAGAUAAAGUGAAGAUUUUGAAACAGCUCAGUCUCCUGGAUAGUAGAUGGGAGGCAUUGCUUAAUAAAGCUGAAGCAAGGAAUCGUCAGUUGGAAGGUAUCUCAGUGGUAGCACAACAAUUUCAUGAAACCUUAGAACCACUGAACGAGUGGCUUACGACCAUAGAAAAGAGACUGGUGAAUUGUGAACCCAUAGGAACCCAAGCAUCUAAACUUGAGGAACAAAUUACACAGCACAAAGCCUUAGAAGAUGACAUCAUCAAUCACAAUAAACAUUUACACCAGGCUGUUAGCAUUGGCCAGUCCUUAAAGGUUUUGAGCUCCAGGGAGGAUAAAGAUAUGGUGCAGAGUAAAUUAGACUUCUCUCAAGUGUGGUACAUUGAGAUUCAAGAGAAAAGUCACAGCAGGUCUGAGCUCCUCCAGCAGGCCUUAUGUAAUGCUAAGAUUUUUGGGGAAGAUGAAGUUGAGCUGAUGAACUGGCUGAAUGAAGUGCAUGACAAACUGAGCAAGCUCUCAGUCCAGGAUUACAGCACUGAGGGGCUAUGGAAGCAGCAGUCUGAACUUCGGGUUCUGCAAGAGGACAUCUUACUCAGGAAACAAAAUGUAGAUCAGGCUUUACUAAAUGGUUUAGAACUACUUAAACAAACCACAGGUGAUGAAGUUUUAAUAAUUCAAGAUAAAUUGGAAGCCAUUAAAGCAAGAUACAAAGACAUUACUAAAUUGAGCACGGAUGUGGCCAAGACUCUGGAACAGGCGCUGCAGCUUGCAAGGCGGUUGCACUCCACACACGAGGAGCUGUGCACCUGGCUGGACAAGGUGGAGGUGGAAUUACUUUCGUAUGAAACUCAGGUCCUGAAAGGAGAAGCAGCAAGUCAAACACAAGUGAGACAAAAAGAACUGAAAAAGGAAGCUAAGAACCACAAAGCCUUACUGGACUCCCUGAAUGAAGUGAGCAGUGCUUUGCUGGAACUGGUACCAUGGAGGGCAAGAGAAGGACUUGAGAAAAUGGUAGCUGAGGACAAUGAGCGCUACCGAUUAGUGAGCGACACCAUCACUCAGAAGGUGGAGGAGAUCGAUGCUGCGAUUCUGAGAUCACAGCAGUUUGACCAAGCAGCUGAUGCUGAGUUAUCCUGGAUUACUGAAACAGAAAAAAAAUUGAUGUCUCUGGGUGACAUCAGGCUUGAGCAAGACCAGACUUCUGCUCAGCUUCAAGUUCAAAAGACAUUCACCAUGGAGAUUUUGAGACACAAGGAUAUUAUUGAUGAACUUGUUAAAUCCGGGCAUAAAAUCAUGACUGCAUGCAGUGAAGAGGAAAAGCAAUCAAUGAAGAAAAAACUGGACAAGGUACUGAAGAACUACGAUACCAUCUGCCAGAUUAACUCAGAGAGGUAUCUGCAGCUGGAACGGGCACAGUCCCUGGUUAACCAGUUCUGGGAAACAUAUGAAGAACUUUGGCCAUGGCUGACAGAAACACAAACAAUUAUCUCUCAGCUUCCUGCCCCAGCCCUUGAAUAUGAAACUCUAAGGCAGCAGCAGGAAGAACAUCGGCAACUGCGAGAGUUGAUAGCUGAACACAAGCCUCAUAUAGAUAAAAUGAACAAAACUGGGCCACAGUUACUGGAAUUAAGCCCUGGGGAAGGCUUUUCUAUCCAAGAGAAGUAUGUGGCAGCUGACACCCUUUACAGUCAAAUUAAAGAAGAUGUCAAAAAGCGAGCCGUGGCACUGGAUGAAGCCAUUUCUCAAUCAACUCAGUUCCAUGACAAGAUAGAUCAGAUCCUUGAGAGCCUGGAACGCAUCGUGGAGCGUCUGAGGCAGCCACCUUCUAUCUCUGCAGAGGUCGAGAAGAUCAAGGAACAGAUCAGUGAAAAUAAGAAUGUGUCGGUAGACAUGGAAAAGCUACAGCCAUUGUAUGAAACACUUAAACAGAGGGGAGAGGAAAUGAUCGCUAGAUCUGGGGGCACUGAUAAAGACAUAUCUGCCAAAGCUGUUCAGGAUAAGCUUGACCAAAUGGUUUUCAUUUGGGAGAACAUACACACACUGGUAGAAGAAAGGGAAGCCAAACUACUGGAUGUGAUGGAGCUAGCAGAAAAGUUCUGGUGUGAUCACAUGUCAUUGGUAGUUACCAUUAAAGACACUCAAGAUUUCAUCCGGGACCUGGAAGAUCCUGGAAUUGAUCCUUCAGUAGUAAAACAACAGCAAGAAGCAGCAGAGGCCAUAAGGGAAGAAAUAGAUGGACUACAGGAGGAGCUGGAUAUAGUUAUUAACCUGGGUUCUGAACUCAUUUCGGCAUGUGGGGAGCCUGAUAAACCCAUUGUCAAAAAGAGCAUAGAUGAGUUAAAUUCAGCAUGGGAUUCUCUAAAUAAAGCUUGGAAAGACCGGAUUGACAAACUGGAGGAGGCAAUGCAGGCUGCCGUUCAGUACCAGGAUGGACUGCAGGCAGUAUUUGACUGGGUAGAUAUUGCAGGUGGUAAAUUAGCUUCAAUGUCUCCGAUUGGAACAGAUCUUGAAACUGUCAAGCAGCAGAUUGAAGAGCUAAAGCAAUUUAAGUCUGAGGCCUAUCAACAACAGAUAGAAAUGGAAAGACUGAACCAUCAAGCAGAGCUUUUGCUAAAGAAAGUAACAGAAGAGAGUGACAAACACACUGUUCAAGACCCAUUAAUGGAACUGAAAUUGAUAUGGGAUAGUCUGGAUGAGAGAAUCAUCAACAGACAGCAUAAACUGGAGGGUGCUCUGUUAGCGCUGGGUCAGUUCCAACAUGCCCUGGAUGAGCUCCUGACGUGGCUGACACACACCGAGGGCUUGCUAAGUGAGCAGAAACCUGUUGGAGGAGACCCUAAAGCCAUUGAAAUUGAACUUGCCAAGCAUCAUGUGCUCCAAAAUGAUGUAUUAGCCCAUCAGUCCACAGUGGAAGCCGUUAAUAAAGCAGGAAAUGAUCUAAUUGAAUCAAGUGCAGGAGAAGAAGCAAGCAACCUUCAGAACAAGCUAGAGGUUUUAAAUCAACGCUGGCAAAAUGUUUUGGAAAAAACAGAACAAAGGAAGCAGCAGCUGGAUGGUGCCUUGCGCCAGGCCAAAGGGUUCCAUGGUGAAAUUGAGGAUUUGCAGCAGUGGCUGACUGACACAGAGCGUCAUCUGUUGUCAUCCAAACCUCUGGGAGGCUUACCGGAAACAGCCAAGGAGCAGCUUAAUGUCCAUAUGGAAGUCUGUGCUGCCUUUGAAGCUAAAGAAGAAACAUUUAAGAGUCUGAUGCAGAAAGGCCAGCAGAUGCUUGCAAGAUGCCCAAAAUCUGCAGAGACAAAUAUUGACCAAGACAUAAAUAACUUGAAAGAAAAAUGGGAAUCGGUGGAAACCAAACUCAAUGAAAGGAAAACUAAACUGGAAGAGGCUCUCAACUUGGCAAUGGAGUUCCACAAUUCUCUCCAAGACUUCAUCAACUGGCUUACUCAGGCUGAACAGACCCUAAAUGUAGCUUCUCGGCCAAGUCUUAUCUUGGACACAGUCUUAUUUCAGAUUGACGAACACAAGGUUUUUGCCAAUGAAGUAAAUUCUCACCGUGAGCAGAUAAUAGAACUGGACAAAACUGGAACCCACCUAAAAUAUUUUAGUCAGAAACAAGAUGUUGUUCUAAUCAAGAAUCUACUUAUCAGCGUGCAAAGUCGAUGGGAAAAAGUGGUUCAACGGUUGGUAGAAAGAGGAAGAUCUUUGGAUGAAGCAAGGAAGAGAGCCAAGCAGUUCCAUGAAGCUUGGAGUAAACUUAUGGAGUGGUUGGAAGAGUCAGAAAAGUCUUUGGAUUCUGAACUGGAAAUCGCAAAUGAUCCAGACAAAAUAAAAACACAGCUUGCACAACAUAAGGAGUUUCAGAAAUCACUUGGAGCCAAGCAUUCUGUCUACGACACCACCAACAGGACUGGACGUUCUCUAAAGGAGAAAACCUCCCUGGCUGAUGACAACCUAAAACUAGAUGACAUGCUGAGUGAACUCAGAGACAAAUGGGAUACCAUAUGUGGAAAAUCUGUGGAACGACAAAACAAGUUGGAGGAAGCCCUGUUAUUUUCUGGGCAAUUCACAGAUGCCCUGCAGGCCCUCAUUGAUUGGUUGUAUAGAGUUGAACCCCAGCUGGCAGAAGACCAACCUGUCCACGGAGACAUUGAUUUAGUGAUGAAUCUGAUCGAUAAUCACAAGGCCUUCCAAAAAGAGUUGGGAAAGAGGACCAGCAGUGUGCAGGCCCUGAAGCGCUCAGCCCGAGAACUCAUAGAAGGCAGUCGGGAUGACUCUUCCUGGGUCAAGGUCCAGAUGCAGGAAUUAAGCACGCGCUGGGAGACCGUGUGUGCACUUUCCAUAUCAAAGCAAACACGGUUAGAAGCAGCCCUGCGUCAGGCAGAGGAGUUCCACUCGGUGGUACAUGCCCUCUUGGAGUGGCUGGCGGAGGCGGAGCAAACCCUUCGUUUCCAUGGUGUCCUCCCAGACGAUGAGGACGCUCUCCGGACUCUCAUUGAUCAGCAUAAAGAGUUCAUGAAGAAACUAGAAGAAAAGAGAGCUGAACUAAAUAAAGCCACCACUAUGGGCGACACCGUUUUGGCUAUCUGCCACCCUGACUCCAUCACUACCAUUAAGCACUGGAUAACAAUCAUCCGGGCGAGGUUCGAGGAGGUACUGGCCUGGGCGAAGCAACAUCAGCAGAGAUUAGCAAGUGCUCUGGCUGGGCUUAUUGCCAAACAGGAAUUAUUGGAAGCUUUGCUGGCUUGGCUGCAAUGGGCUGAAACUACACUUACUGAUAAAGAUAAAGAAGUAAUCCCACAGGAGAUCGAAGAGGUGAAAGCGCUUAUUGCAGAACACCAGACCUUCAUGGAGGAAAUGACCAGAAAACAGCCUGAUGUUGACAAAGUAACAAAGACCUAUAAGAGGAGAGCUGCUGAUCCUUCCUCAUUACAAUCCCAUAUUCCAGUCUUGGAUAAGGGACGAGCAGGAAGAAAACGCUUUCCAGCAUCAAGCUUGUAUCCCUCUGGGUCACAGACACAAAUUGAAACCAAAAAUCCUAGGGUAAACUUAUUGGUGAGCAAAUGGCAGCAAGUCUGGCUUCUGGCUUUGGAAAGAAGGCGGAAACUCAACGAUGCCUUGGACAGGCUAGAGGAGCUGAGGGAAUUUGCUAACUUUGAUUUUGAUAUUUGGCGCAAAAAAUACAUGCGAUGGAUGAAUCACAAGAAAUCUCGAGUGAUGGACUUCUUCAGGAGAAUUGAUAAAGACCAGGAUGGGAAAAUAACACGGCAGGAAUUUAUUGAUGGAAUUCUUUCCUCAAAGUUUCCAACCAGUCGCUUGGAGAUGAGCGCUGUUGCAGACAUCUUUGACAGAGAUGGUGAUGGAUACAUUGACUACUAUGAAUUUGUAGCAGCCCUUCACCCAAAUAAAGAUGCAUAUAAACCUAUCACAGAUGCCGACAAAAUCGAAGACGAGGUGACAAGGCAGGUAGCUAAGUGUAAAUGUGCAAAACGAUUUCAAGUUGAACAGAUUGGUGAUAACAAAUACAGGUUCUUCCUGGGAAAUCAGUUUGGAGACUCCCAGCAACUGCGACUGGUCCGGAUCCUGCGUAGUACUGUGAUGGUUCGUGUUGGAGGUGGAUGGAUGGCACUUGAUGAGUUCUUAGUGAAAAAUGAUCCUUGCAGGGUUCAUCAUCAUGGGAGUAAAAUGUUACGUUCGGAAUCAAACUCUUCAAUUACUACUACUCAGCCUACUAUAGCCAAAGGAAGGACAAACAUGGAACUGCGUGAGAAGUUCAUUUUAGCGGACGGUGCCAACCAGGGUAUGGCUGCCUUCCGACCCCGCGGCCGAAGAUCCCGGCCUUCCUCACGAGGCGCUUCACCCAACAGAUCCACUUCUGUGUCCAGUCAGGCUGCGCAGGCGGCCUCCCCGCAGGUCCCUGCCACCACCACACCCAAGAUUCUCCAUCCUUUAACACGCAAUUAUGGUAAACCAUGGUUGACAAACAGCAAAAUGUCAACUCCUUGUAAAGCAGCAGAGUGCUCAGACUUUCCCGUGCCAUCUACAGAGGGAACACCAAUACAAGGAAGCAAGCUUCGACUUCCAGGGUAUUUAUCAGGGAAAGGCUUCCACUCUGGGGAGGACAGUGGCUUGAUAACAACUGCAGCUGCCAGAGUUCGAACACAGUUUGCCGAUUCCAGGAAGACUCCCAGCCGACCAGGAAGUCGAGCCGGAAGCAAAGCUGGCAGCAGAGCCAGCAGCCGCCGGGGCAGUGAUGCAUCAGACUUUGACAUUUCAGAAAUCCAGUCCGUGUGCUCAGAUGUGGAAACUGUCCCCCAGACACACAGACCUACACCCCGAGCAGGUUCUCGGCCAUCCACAGCAAAGCCUUCAAAAAUCCCCACGCCCCAGAGGAAAUCUCCUGCCAGCAAAUUGGACAAGUCUUCAAAGAGAUAGUGCAAUUGGUUCUCCCAAGGCCCUUCCUUGAGCAUUUAUUAUUUAAGUUUGAACGAUGUAAAAUAUGAUGUAGAAAUUCUUGUGAAAUAUUGCAAGAGGCGAGUUUAAAAUUCUGCAGAUGGCCUUAUUUGUGUAUUUGUCUUUUUAUUUUAUCUGUAUAAUUUUUUUGUCAGAUAUUCUGGGGUUAAAGUCACAUCAUAUGUGAGGAGGAAAAGUUUAACAUGAACUAACAUUUCUGCACUGUAACGUGCAGGGCACACACUAAAAUCAGUUACUGUACCUACAGGUAAGUCUACAUCCUCUCCGAUAGCCACAGUACGCCAUCAAUCCCUGACGUUAGGAAUACCUCAUGACACUUUCCUGUUUUUAUGGAAACUCUGAGAAGCUAAAUGAUACAUGCAGGGAAUACUUUUUAAGAUGAUAUAAAAGAUGGAAGACAGACAAACACACCCACACACAGUCUUUGCAGUAUCUUACAGAGAACUCACGAAAGUUACUUCGAGCACUUGCCAGUACUAUGAUACUCAAGUACCUUGCAGCAUUUCUGUGCCAUUGCUUUCAGUCAGGCCAGAGGCAUCCUGGAUAUUAGACCUAUUAUACUGUAAGAAUAUAAUUAUAAAGUGCAUUCAUAUACAUGUGAGGUUUUCUUUUGCUUGAGUGGACAGUAGCACCUGUAUCAUUGAACUCAUUUUGUAUCAGAGCAAUUUUGCUUGCAGAAAGCUAUAAAAUAAAACACGUCCCUUAACUACAUUGCUAUGGAAUUAAUUUUUUUUCCCCAGGGAAAAUUAGUGUAUUUUUUUAUGAGCAAUAUCAAUUUGGAGUGACCAAAAGAUACUUUAAAAUGGGUUUAUUUUGAUUUCUCAUCUGAAAUAAUCAUGUUCUGGUAUUAUAUCUAUAUUUAAUAAAUAUAUACAUUUUAAUUUAUUAUGUAUACUCACUAUAGAAAGAUAUUAGUAUGCAUUUAAUAAAACAUAUUCACUUGA